GUGUGAGGUCUGAAAAUGUAAUGACACCCAUCGAUAGGCCAGUUAGACGGGUUAGACCACUUAACAGGGAAAUUAAUUCUACUGCUGCGUCUACUGGAAUAACUUCUGACGAUGAAACUCAAGAAGUGCCCCAAGAAGUGGUUAUGGAAGUUGAAGUAAACACAAGUGCCCCUCCUCCCCAAUCUUCAUAUAGAGUUUUAGAUAUUGAAAACCUGGAGAUAAUUCCAUCCCCUGUAUCAUCGCCACUACCGAUAUCAUCAUCAGAGGUUGAUGAGUCGUUGGCCAAUCAAAAUCAGCUAUUGGAACAUGGAUAUGCCAAAGAGGAGCGCCAAGGUCGCAAUUUUCCCAUCAAUUUCGCAGCUUCCAUUUCCACUGCAUCCUCAUCAUCAUCAUCAUCGAGGACUGACAUAUCAAGAUCGUCUAAGUUAAUUAAUGGAAAUAAAAAUAACAGCAGGCAAAAGAAGGAAAAAAAAAACAAAAAACCUAAGUUCCUUUGUUGACAAAAUGAAUCAAAAAGAAAAAGAAGAGGCAAAUAUAUCUUUGGCAAAAUUUUUUUUUGGGUGUAAUAUUCCGUUCAGUGUUGUGGAAAGUGACCAUUUCAAGAAUUUUUUAAAACUUUUACGUCCGGCAUACAAUCCGCCUACAAGAAAGACCUUAUCUUCUACCCUUUUGGAUAAAGUCCAUGAGCACGUGUUAAUAAACAAUAAAAACAGUUUAAAGAAAUCAGCCACAUUACUUAUAGAUGGUUGGAAAAACUCAUCAAAUAAUACAAACAAUGUAGUAACAAUGCUACAAACUCUUAAUGGUGAAAGUGUGUUUCUUGAAUCUUAUGACUUUUCAACAGCCAAGGAAACGGGUGAAGCACUUGCAGAAGUCUGCAAUAACGCUCUUGAAACGGCAAAAUCAGCAUACAACUGUGAAAUUUACGCCGUAGUCUCUGAUAAUGCUUCGAAUAUGGUAAAAAUGGGUCGCCUUAUAAAUUUAUGGCAUAGCACUUGCAGCAGUCAUACAGGUAAUCUCCUUGUUAAGGACAUAGUAGAUCAUGACGUCAUGAAAACUGUGACUCUGGUGUUAAAAGAAUUUAAGCACA
Messenger RNA from Anthonomus grandis grandis, 1090 nucleotides. RefSeq lists its product as uncharacterized. Bases 21 to 500 code for a protein of 159 amino acids. The record is from RefSeq and is a predicted model, not a curated record. The transcript has 2 exons. Lineage: Eukaryota; Metazoa; Arthropoda; Insecta; Coleoptera; Curculionidae.